Messenger RNA from Polypterus senegalus (gray bichir), 3927 nucleotides. It is a transcript of the gene nckap1, whose product is annotated as NCK-associated protein 1. Gene Ontology annotation, cellular component: SCAR complex. Gene Ontology annotation, biological process: cell morphogenesis; cell projection assembly; neuron projection morphogenesis. The record is from RefSeq and is a predicted model, not a curated record. Lineage: Eukaryota; Metazoa; Chordata; Cladistia; Polypteriformes; Polypteridae.
GACCGCAUCACGUGACACGCGUCGGUGUUGCAGGAAACGGCCUCGUUCUGGAAGUCCGGGGCAACACCUAGAGGGAGGUGUCCGGUAGGGAGAGUCGCGGGGUAGUAGGGUGGUUGGCUGGUAUAUUUUCGCCACAUAUCAUGGAUGCGCACUAAGUGGUCGAACGUUCGGGAUUUUUUUCCCCUGACAGAAGCAGCCUGCGUACGUGCCGCCCAGGGAAAGGCGUAGGCUUGGGAUUUUGUCCAUUUGUCGUACAUCUGUGCGGCUCCAGCAGGCAGGCAGCAUGUCGCGGGCAGUGUUGCAGCCCAGCCAGCAGAAGCUGGCCGAGAAACUGACCAUCCUCAACGACAGGGGCAUCGGGAUGCUCACCCGCAUUUAUAACAUCAAAAAGCAAGGACAAGUUUGGAAGGCAUGCGGAGACCCCAAAGCAAAACCAUCAUAUUUGAUAGACAAAAAUCUGGAGUCUGCUGUCAAAUUUAUCGUCAGAAAAUUCCCUGCCGUGGAGACGCGCAACAACAAUCAACAGCUUGCACAACUUCAAAAAGAGAAAUCUGAAAUUCUGAAGAACCUAGCUUUAUAUUACUUCACUUUUGUGGAUGUUAUGGAAUUUAAGGAUCAUGUUUGUGAGUUGCUGAAUACCAUUGAUGCUUGCCAAGUCUUCUUUGACAUUACGGUGAAUUUUGAUCUCACCAAGAACUACCUGGAUCUAAUCGUUACUUACACAACAUUAAUGAUCAUGUUGUCACGAAUCGAGGAGCGCAAGGCUAUCAUUGGGCUGUAUAAUUAUGCUCACGAAAUGACACAUCAGUCCAGUGACCGAGAGUAUCCAAGACUGGGCCAGAUGAUUGUAGACUAUGAAAACCCAUUAAAGAAAAUGAUGGAGGAAUUUGUACCCCAUAGCAAGUCCUUAUCCGAUGCCCUGAUUUCACUUCAGAUGGUGUAUCCUCGGCGAAACCUGUCUGCUGACCAGUGGCGCAACGCCCAGUUACUCAGCCUUGUCAGCGCUCCUAGCACAAUGCUCAAUCCUGCUCAGUCUGACACAAUGCCAUGUGAAUAUCUUUCCCUGGAUGUUAUGGAGAAAUGGAUCAUUUUUGGCUUUACAUUAUGUCACGGGGUCUUGAACACAGAUGCUGCUGCUCUAAAUCUCUGGAAGCUUGCCCUUCAGAGCAGCUCGUGUUUGUGUCUCUACAGAGACGAAGUCUUCCACAUUCACAAAUCAAUAGAGGAUCUGUUUGUGAAUAUCAGAGGGCACAACAAGCGUAUUAAUGAUAUUAGAGAAUGCAAAGAAGCAGCUUUGUCACACGGUGGCUCCAUGCACCGAGAAAGACGCAAGUUUUUAAGGUCAGCGUUGAAGGAGCUUGCCACCGUUCUGGCUGACCAGCCUGGUUUGCUGGGACCAAAGGCACUUUUUGUGUUUAUGGCACUUUCGUUUGCUCGAGAUGAAAUUAUCUGGCUCCUUCGCCAUGCGGAUAAUAUUCAAAAAAAGAGUGCAGAUGACUUUAUUGACAAACAUAUUGCUGAACUCAUCUUUUACAUGGAAGAAUUACGAGCACACGUUCGGAAAUACGGCCCCGUGAUGCAGCGAUACUAUGUCCAGUAUUUGUCAGGCUUUGACGCUGUUGUUCUCAAUGAGCUUGUUCAGAAUCUGUCUGUGUGCCCAGAAGAUGAAUCAAUCAUAAUGUCUUCAUUUGUAAACACAAUGACUUCCCUUAGUGUAAAACAAGUUGAAGAUGGAGAGGUGUUUGAUUUCAGAGGAAUGAGACUUGAUUGGUUUAGACUGCAGGCAUACACCAGCGUGUCUAAGGCUUCAUUGGGUCUGGCAGAUCACAGAGAACUUGGGAAGAUGAUGAACACAAUCAUAUUUCACACAAAAAUGGUGGAUUCCCUGGUAGAGAUGUUAGUGGAAACGUCAGACCUCUCUGUUUUCUGUUUUUACAGCCGGGCCUUUGAGAAAAUGUUCCAGCAGUGCUUGGAGCUGCCAUCUCAGUCCAGAUACUCCAUUUCUUUCCCACUUGUUUGUACUCACUUCAUGAGCUGCACUCACGAGCUGUGUCCAGAGGAGAGACAUCAUAUUGGGGACCGAAGUUUGUCUUUGUGCAACAUGUUUUUGGAUGAAAUGGCAAAACAAGCCCGGAACCUCAUCACAGACAUUUGUACAGAGCAGUGCACUCUGAGUGACCAGUUACUUCCAAAACAUUGUGCCAAAACAAUCAGUCAAGCCGUGAAUAAGAAAUCCAAAAAGCAGACCGGGAAGAAAGGAGAACCUGAGCGAGAAAAGCCUGGAGUGGAGAGUAUGAGGAAAAACCGACUACUAGUCACCAACUUGGACAAGCUGCACACUGCCCUGUCAGAGCUCUGCUUCUCGAUCAAUUAUGUCCCCAACAUGAUUGUGUGGGAGCACACCUUCACGCCAAGGGAGUAUUUGACUUCUCACUUAGAGAUCCGCUUCACCAAGUCGAUUGUAGGAAUGACGAUGUACAAUCAGACGACACAAGAGAUUGCCAAACCUUCUGAGCUGCAGACGAGCGUGAGAGCCUACAUGACUGUGCUGCAGUCAAUUGAGAACUACGUUCAAAUCGAUAUCACCCGAGUGUUCAAUAACGUCCUCCUGCAGCAGACACAGCAUUUAGACAGCCAUGGAGAGCCUACAAUCACCAGCCUGUACACAAACUGGUAUUUGGAGACCUUACUGCGGCAAGUUAGCAAUGGACACAUUGCGUAUUUUCCUGCAAUGAAGGCGUUUGUAAACCUGCCCACAGAAAACGAACUGACAUUUAAUGCCGAGGAAUAUUCUGACAUAUCAGAGAUGAGGGCCCUCUCAGAGCUACUUGGCCCUUAUGGCAUGAAAUUCCUGAGUGAAAGUCUGAUGUGGCACAUUUCUUCUCAGGUGGCAGAACUCAAGAAACUUGUGGUGGAUAACGUCGAAGUGCUUACGCAAAUGAGGACCAGCUUUGACAAGCCGGACCAGAUGGCGGCCCUCUUCAAGAAACUGACAUCAGUUGACAGUGUCCUGAAAAGGAUGACCAUUAUCGGAGUAAUUCUCUCCUUCCGUUCACUGGCUCAGGAGGCACUCAGAGAUGUUUUGUCAUGUCACAUCCCUUUCCUUGUCAGUUCCAUUGAGGACUUUAAGGAUCACAUUCCAAGAGAGACUGACAUGAAGGUGGCCAUGAAUGUCUAUGAACUUUCAUCAGCUGCUGGAUUGCCUUGUGAGAUUGACCCGGCCUUAGUAGUUGCUUUAUCCUCUCAAAAGUCAGAAACCAUAAGUCCAGAGGAAGAAUACAAAAUUGCCUGCCUCCUGAUGGUUUUUGUGGCUGUUUCUUUGCCAACCCUUGCUAGUAAUGUCAUGUCGCAGUACAGUCCUGCAAUUGAAGGUCACUGCAACAACAUUCAUUGCUUAGCAAAAGCGAUAAACCAGAUAGCUGCUGCCCUCUUCACCAUUCAUAAGGGAAGCAUUGAAGACCGUCUCAAGGAGUUUCUGGCCCUUGCUUCUUCCAGCCUGCUCAAAAUCGGCCAGGAGACGGACAAAACCACGACACGGAACCGAGAGUCGGUUUAUUUACUGCUGGAUAUGAUUGUGCAAGAGUCUCCCUUUCUUACCAUGGACUUGUUGGAGUCCUGCUUUCCGUACGUCCUCUUGAGAAAUGCCUACCACGCCGUCUACAAGCAGAGCGUCACGUCUUCAGCAUAGACGCCGUCAGCUGACAUGGGAGGACACGGAGUGUGACAGCCUUGCGUGUGUACAUUUAGAGUCUUAAAGAUUUUUUUUUCUUUUUGAUUUUUUUUUUUUUUUUUUUUUUUUUUUUUGUGAAAUCGGGUCACUUUUUCCUGAAGUUGUAUCAAUGACCAGUUGUUUGCUUAUAACGGUUAUCUCUGAUCUUGGGUGAUAAGAAUUAGUGACACUAAUACAACCCAUUAAAAAAAAAAAAA